Molecule: messenger RNA, 5761 nt
Organism: Hyaena hyaena (striped hyena)
Lineage: Eukaryota; Metazoa; Chordata; Mammalia; Carnivora; Hyaenidae
Gene: SORCS2
Product: sortilin related VPS10 domain containing receptor 2
Exons: 27
Coding region: 1-3477 (1158 amino acids)
Cellular component (GO): membrane
Molecular function (GO): protein binding
Source: RefSeq, a predicted model, not a curated record
AUGGCGCCCCGGGGGCCCCCGCGCGCCCCGAAGGGCCCCGGCCCCGCCGCCCGCGCCCCGCGCCCCGGGGCUCCGCCGCCGCCGCCGCGUUCUCCGCGCUCGCGGCCGCUCCUGCUGCUGCUGCUGCUGCUGGCCGCCUGCGGGGCGGCGGGGCGCUCCCCCGAGCCCGGGCGCCCGGGUCCCCGCGCGGUGCUGACCCGGGCGCCGCCGAGCCCGCCCGCGGGGCGCGCGCUGCCGGGCGGCGGCGGGGACCGGCGGGCGCGCGGCGCCGAGCCCGGCGCCCCGGGGCUCGGUCCGGCGCCGGGUCCCGGCGAGGACGGCGCCCCCGCCCCGGGCCGGGGGCGCCGGGCGCGAGCGGCGCCCGGGGCCGGGGCGGCUUCUCGGGCGCAGGUCUCGCUCAUCAGCACCUCGUUCGUGCUCAAGGGGGACGCGACGCACAACCAGGCGAUGGUGCACUGGACGGGCGAGAACAGCAGCGUGAUCUUGAUCCUGACGAAGUAUUACCAUGCCGACAUGGGGAAGGUUCUGGAAAGUUCUCUGUGGCGGUCCUCGGACUUCGGGACGUCCUACACCAAACUCACCCUGCAGCCUGGCGUCACCACGGUCAUCGACAACUUCUACAUUUGCCCGACCAACAAGAGAAAGAUCGUCCUGGUGAGCUCCUCGCUCAGCGACCGCGACCAGAGCCUGUUCCUCAGCACGGACGAGGGGGCCACCUUCCAGAAGCAGCUCGUCCCCUUCGCGGUGGAGACUCUGAUUUUUCACCCCAAGGAGGAGGACAAGGUUUUGGCCUACAGCAAGGAGAGCAAGCUGUACGUGUCAUCGGACCUGGGGAAGAAGUGGACGCUGCUGCAGGAGCGCGUGACCAAGGACCACGUGUUCUGGGCUGUGUCUGGGGUGGACGCCGACCCUGACCUGGUGCACAUAGAAGCGCAGGACCUCGGAGGAGGGUUUCGCUACGUGACCUGCCACGUCCACAACUGCUCGGAUUCGGCGCCGGCGGCCUCGUUCCCAGGCCCCAUUGACCACAGUUCUCUGACCGUGCAGGACGAUUACAUCUUCCUGAAGACGACCUCCACAAACCGGACCAAGUAUUACAUCUCUUAUCGUCGCAACGAAUUCGUCCUGAUGAAGCUUCCAAAGUACGCACUGCCCAAGCACCUGCAGGUCAUCAGCACAGACGAGAACCAGGUGUUCGUGGCGGUGCAGGAGUGGUACCAGACCGACACCUACAACCUGUACGAGUCGGACGCGCGCGGCGUGCGCUACUCACUCGUGCUCGAGGACGUGCGCAGCUCCCGGCGGGCGGGCGACGGCGUGCUCAUCGACAUCCUCCAGGUCCGAGGGGUGAAGGGGGUCUUCCUGGCGAACCAGAAAACCAAUGGGAAGGUGGUGACACUUAUAACCUACAACAAGGGCCGCGACUGGGAUCGCUUGAGGCCGCCCAGCAUGGACAUGAACGGAAAACCAACCAACUGUGAGCCCCCGGACUGCCACCUCCACCUGCACCUGCGAUGGGCGGACAACCCCUACGUGUCAGGCACCGUGCACACGAAAGACACUGCCCCGGGCCUCAUCAUGGGCGCAGGUAACCUGGGCUCGCAGCUGGUGGAAUAUAAAGAGGAAAUGUACAUCACGUCGGACUGCGGGCACACCUGGCGGCAGGUGUUCGAGGAGGAGCACCAUGUCCUCUACCUGGACCACGGCGGCGUGAUCGCAGCCAUCAAGGACACCUCCAUCCCCUUGAAGAUCCUCAAGUUCAGCGUGGACGAGGGCCUCACGUGGAGCACGCACAACUUCACCAGCACCUCCGUGUUCGUGGACGGGCUGCUGAGUGAGCCGGGGGACGAGACGCUGGUCAUGACCGUCUUCGGCCACAUCAGCUUCCGCUCGGACUGGGAGCUCGUCAAGGUGGACUUCCGGCCGUCGUUCUCCCGGCCGUGCGGCGAGGACGACUACAGCGCCUGGCACCUGAGCGACCUGCAGGGUGACCGCUGCAUCAUGGGCCAGCAGAGAAGUUUCCGGAAGAGAAAGCCCACAUCCUGGUGCGUCAAGGGGAAGAGCUUCACGUCUGCGCUGGAGUCCCGGGUGUGCCGGUGCCGGGAGUCGGACUUCCUGUGCGACUACGGAUUUGAGCGCUCUCCCUCCUCGGAGCCUGAUGCCAACAAGUGCUUUGCCAACUUCUGGUUUAACCCCCUGUCCCCGCCGGAUGACUGUGUCGUGGGCCAGGCCUACACCAGCAGCCUCGGGUACCGCAAGGUGGUGUCCAACGUGUGUGAGGGCGGCGUGGACCCGCGGCAGAGCCCGGCGCAGAUGCAGUGCCCGCUCGCACCGCCCCGGGGCCUGCAGGUCAGCAUCCGCGGCAGGGCGGUGGCCGUGCGGCCCGGAGAGGACAUCGUGUUCGUGGUGCGGCAGGAGCAGGGUGACGUCCUGACCACCAAGUACCAGGUGGACCUUGGCGAUGGCUUCAAGGCCACGUACGUGAACCUCACGUUGACGGAGGAGCCCAUCCGGCACCGCUACGAGAACCCUGGCGUCUACCGCGUGUCCGUCAGGGCGGAGAACACGGCGGGGCGUGACGAGGCGCUGCUCUUUGUCCAGGUCAACUCACCCCUGCAGGCCCUCCACCUCGAGGUGGUUCCCGUCGUUGGCGUCAACCAGGAGGUGAACCUCACAGCCGUGCUGCUGCCCCUGAACCCCAACCUCACCGUCUUCUACUGGUGGAUCGGCCACAGCCUGCAGCCCUUGCUCUCCUUGGAGAACUCUGUGACCACGCGGUUUGCGGACACAGGGGACGUGCGGGUGACGGUGCAGGCCGCCUGCGGGAACUCGGUGCUGCAGGCCUCCAAGCUGGUCCGCGUGCUGGACCAGUUUCAGGUAGUGCCUCUGCAGUUCUCCAGGGACCUGGAUGCGCACAACCCCAACACCCCCGAGUGGAGAGAGGACGUCGGCCUGGUGGUGACCCGGCUGCUCUCCAAGGAGACCAGCAUCCCCGAGGAGCUGCUGGUGACCGUGGUGAAGCCAGGGCUGCCCACCGUGGCCGACCUGGCCGUGCUCCUGCCCCCUCCUGGGCCCACAAGGAAGAGGAGCCUCACAAGUGACAAGAGACUCCUGGCCAUCCAGCAAGUGCUGAAGGCACAAAAGAUCAGCUUCCUUCUUCGAGGCGGGGUCCGGGUCCUGGUGGCCAUGAGGGACACAGACACAGAUUCCCAGAGGCUGGGAGGCGGCGGCGGCUACUGGGCGGUGGCGGUCCUCGUGGUCAUCGGACUCUUCGCGGUGGGCGUGUUCAUCCUCUACAAGUUCAAAAGGAAACGCCCGGGCAGGACCGUGUACGCCCAGAUGCACAAUGAGAAGGAGCAGGAGAUGACGAGCCCCGUGAGCCACAGCCAGGGCGUCCAGAGCGCCAUCCAGGGGAACCACUCUGGCGUGGUCCUGAGCAUCAACUCCCGAGAGAUGCACAGCUACCUGGUGAGCUGAUGUCCCCUGCGGCCCGCGCCCCGGACACGCUCCUCCGCGCCGGUGCUGGGACCCGCGGCCCCUCAGAGACCUGCGGGCGCGCCGCCUCCUCCAGCGACAGAUGCCCCCUCCCCUCAGCUCACGCCCGCACGGGGGGGCCGGACCCCCGACCCCCCGGACACCCGGCCCACGGCGCCACCUGCCGCUCCCAGCCCGACUGGGCACUUCUCUGUCCCCGGACCCCGCGUGGCUGCUCCGGCGGCUCCACGCCCCGAGGCCCGGCCACCCUGGAGACGGGGAGGUGCGAUGCCCGUCACUCUGCCCCGGGGGCCCCUGUCCCCGCACGGGGACCCCGGAGCCCUGCUGUCUGUCUUCAUAACCCCGAGGAGGGCGGCUCCUACCUGCAUGGCCUCCCUCUGCGGGGGCCGCCCCUGCACAGUCCAGAAAGCCUGUGACCCAGACCCCACCCCUGCCCCGGCCUCCUAACGCUCCGCUGUCCGCCUCUUUCUAAACUGCAGAUAAUGUAAAUACCUCUUUAGGUAGCCGUUUGCGUUCCGGGGGUGGGGGUUCAGCUUUUCGCUCUGUGGUCAGGCUGCAGCCAUCUGGGUUGCUUUGUCAGAGCCCCCCUUCUCGGGUCCCUUCUUUUAGUGGCCAGCUCGGCCCCUCUGCCUCCAUCCCCCGCCCCGGGGGUCCAGAGGGACAGAUGCUCUGACGGCUUUGCCCCCUGGGGCCCGGGGCCUGCACUUCUGCAGCCAGCCAGCAGGUGGCAGGCUCCGCAGGCUCCCUGCCCCGCCCCCUCCCCGCCGGGGUCUCUGCCUCCCCUCGGCCCGGGGCCUGGCGGGGGGGGCCCCCGGGAGAAGGAGGGCCCCGUGCUUCCUUACAGCUGGGCGAACCCGGGUAGGAGCCGGGGACCAGAAGAGGUUUCCAGAUGGCAGAACUGAAGGGGCCCCCUAGGAGUGUGCCCCUCCUUCAUUUUGAAGAUGGAGAAAUUGAGGCCCAGAGGGGGUGACUUUACCAAAGUCACACAGCAAGACAGUGGCAGAGGUGCCCCAGGGACCAGCCCUCUGUGCCCCGGUGCAGUGAGUCCACUCAGUCACAGAUGCCUAGAAUCAGGGACUAGCCGAAGUCUACGUGUGAAUAUAUGGGGUGGGGGUGGGGGGUUCACCUUUUGCCUUGAAACCGGAAGUCAGUAUUCUCCUCCCUCCAGCCCUCCCCCGCUCCUUUAUUCUCCCUCCUCCACCCUCUCCAAUCCCGCCCUCCUCAUCCCUGCCCCCAGCUUCCGUCCCAGGCAGGGCUCUCGGCCGCCCAGGGUCCUCCCCUAGGAGGUGGGGACCCCAGGGCCCGGGCUAGCAGCUCACUGGCUGGUGUUGAGUGCAGACUGAAGCCUGGGGGGCAGGGGAGACCCCCAGAUGAGCCCUCACACCCACAACAGCCCCCCCCACACACAGGAGUCCCUCAGUCUUUGUGUGUCACAAAUAGGGUCUUUGGGACCACGAGGAGGAAGGGGUCCCUGUGUGUCACCCACCAGGUGGUGGGGGCAUCCUUCUCCCCAGGCCGCCUGCCCACCUGCUGGGGCUCCUGAGCCCUCCCCCCCAAGGUCACCCUGGGGAAGGGCUGGAGCCCAGGGACAGGGGGUGUGGGAUCCCCGGCUGGGACUCUCUGGACGUUUGCCACCACCCCCCCCCAGCCUGUUUGCAGCCUUCAGACACACCUUAGGGAGCCCUGUGUCCCACCGGCCACCCCCACCCUGCCCGCCCCAUUGAGCAUCAGAAACACAGGGUCAGACACCUGUCAGCACCACCCAGAGCCAAGGUCAAGGUCAGCAUGAGUCCCCUGGACACAGUUCCCCCCGCCUAGCUCACCAGUGCCUGCAGGUGACUACCCCUCUGACCUUCCUUGACCACUCACCUUCAUUCUCUCUGCUGUUUGGGUCAGGUUUUUGUUCCCCUUAGUUAUUUGUGUUUUUCUUGUAUUUUAUGUUAUUCUUUCUAUUCAGAGUAUUUUGAGAGUGUGGACCCCAGAGCCUGGGGAUAAGGCGGCAUCUGACAUAACCGUAUACUUUUCCAUCCCCAUAACCAUAUAGAUCCGCAAGUAGGUCUGUGGGUUCCCGGGUUAUACAUUGCGGUUCCACGAAUUUGCUGCACAGGUGUGUGCGGCCGGGCGCCUGGGGGAGGUGCGGUCUGGGCUGUGCCCAUACUUGGGACAUAACGUAACAAGGAUGCGAAAAAUUCUUUCUUAUUUUUCCUUUUUAAAAAUCAAUAAAUCAUUUGUGAUGCUUUUAACAUAUUAAAUGAAUGUAAUCAGC